Molecule: messenger RNA, 1657 nt
Organism: Apis laboriosa (Himalayan honeybee)
Lineage: Eukaryota; Metazoa; Arthropoda; Insecta; Hymenoptera; Apidae
Product: monocarboxylate transporter 2-like
Exons: 6
Coding region: 73-1599 (508 amino acids)
Biological process (GO): transmembrane transport; monocarboxylic acid transport
Molecular function (GO): monocarboxylic acid transmembrane transporter activity
Source: RefSeq, a predicted model, not a curated record
AUGCAUCGAAAAUUCUCUUAUAAAUCUAAAUGCAUCAGUGAAUCUAACUAUAUAAUUUUUAUAUAAUAAAGAAUGUCAUCAGUUAAACGUCUUCGUCUCGAUGAAGUCGUUACAUCAUUUCCAGAACUAGGACCCACAGUUCCAGAUGGUGGUUAUGCAUGGAUUAUUCUUUUUGGAGUUUUUUUAGUUCAGAUGACUGUUCCAAGCAUACUAGCAAUGUAUGGGAUAGUAUUAGCAUAUAUACGUGAAACUGAAUCUGUCGAUUUUGAUAUAUGGAAUGAAAAAAUUAUUUUAACACCUAUACUAUUUACUGCAUUUUGGAACAUAGCUGAUCCUUGGACACGGAUGAUUGUGAGUAUGGCGUCUAUGCCACGUUUAAUAGGAAUAAUAGGAAUAAUUCUCUUGGUAAUUGGAAUUAUAGCAUCCGGGUAUCUUGCAACGGGCGGGGUUGGUGCUUAUUUGGCCAGCACCAGUGCAGGUGCAGUGAUGGGUAUAGGUGCUAGUUUCAUUAUUCUAUUAAGUGACUAUGUUUUAAGGAAAUACUUCAGAAGGAAACUCCAUUUAGCAUUGACGUUGAAAAACAUUGGUGUUUCAUUCGGUCUUUUAUUUAUUCCAAGUAUAACAAAUUUGCUAUUGCAUGAAGCUAAAUUGAAAACUGGUUUACAACUGAUAACCACAAUAUUAUUGCCUACUGUAUUUGGAAUAUUGACUUUUCGGUUGCCUCCUGUUCAACAAACUUCUCCUUACAGUCUUCUUUUAUCAACUGAAGAUGAUACUGAACUUCCUGUAAGAAUCUCUUCAAAUCUUCCUGAGAAUUCACAAUAUGAGGAUAGUCAAGAUAACAUAGAAAAUUUCCAAUAUAGUCAAGCUGAUGAAAAAAUAAAUGCAGGAGGAUUUUUAAAUGAAGGAAAUAAUAUUUAUGCCUAUGAAGAUUUAGAUGAAGACAUAGAUUUAUUUGUAAAUCCAGUAGUUCAUUUGGACAACAAAUGGAAACAACAAUUUCGAGUUCUUAAGAAUUUUCGAUUUUGGGCUGCAAUAAUCGGCUGGAUUGGAAUGAAAACAUCUAUUCUUUUCUUUUGGCUUUUAUUGCCAAUUUUAUCGUAUGACAUUGUAAAUAAUUUUAAUCUUUCGAUAUUUUUAUCUAUCUUGGCUGGAUUUAGUACUUUUUUAUCGAAUCUAAUCACUUAUAAAGUAUUAAAAUUUACAAAUCAAACUAGAAGAUUAUAUUUUGGCAUAGCAUCUUUGUCUUGUAGUGUUAGUUUAAUAGGUCUAACUCGUGCAACUAACUAUUUAUGGAUAAUGAUUUUUACAUUUCUUGGUGGUGUUAGUAUUGGUAGUUUAUCAACUUGUCAGGAUUCGUCUUUGUAUGAUGUUCUUGGUAUUGAAAUGAUACGUUCCAGUUACAAAGGAUUUUCAACUAUUGUAGGUUUAUGCAUUCUUAGUUUUUGCUUUAUACAUAAUACAAUUUUUUGUUUGAGUCUCGUUGCGCUUUUACAAUUUCUCGGUGGACUCUAUUGGAUCUCAUCGCCUACUUUGAAUUUAAUUAAAGCUACUCGUUAUAGAUCUCAUAAAAUUAAAAUUAACGAAGACGAGAUAUGAUAUAAAAUUAAUAUACAUAGAUAUUUAAAAAUUAUUGUAAUUUUAUCCUAAUUUAACG